AUGAACACCCAGGGCCAGCCUGCGCCGCAGGGCCAGCCCCAGCCCAACGCGCAGCAAGGCGCCGCUGGACAUCCUGCUGCCGCGAACAACCAGCGCUCAACAAUGUACCGACCGGAGAUGAUGCGCAACCUGCCCGUCCUCAAUGACGAAGAGAAGCUCAAAUAUGAACGUGGUCUGAGGUCAUUGUGGAACACGAUGGAAUCACACGGAGAGGAAACAUCAGACCACCAGGACGCAAAGAAGAAGAUCCAGGACUUCACCAAGAUGCUCAUGGGAAAGCUCCAGGCCCGCAGGCUUCAACAGAUGCAGCAAGCCCAGAAGCAGCAAGCCCAGCAGCAAGGUCAGGCUGGACAACAGACCCAGCGCAGCACGCAACCGGCAGCAAGCGCAUCGCCCGCACCACCUGCUCCCGCAGAGACGCCAGCCACGCAAAACACGGCAGCAGUAGCUCCUGAUGCCCCUGAUGCGCCAAAGGCGAACCCGGCAGCCUCUCUUCCGGCGAAUGCCAGUCCAGCACCGGCCGCAAACGCGGCCGCUUCAGCUCCUCCCCAGGCUCCUCCUCAGCAGGCUCAGCAACCUCAGCAGCAAGUUCAGCAGCAGCAACCUCAAAAGCAGGCUCCUCAGCAGCAGCAGCAGCAGCCUCAACAGCAGCAGCAGCAACAGUCGCAGCCACCCAAUGUUCCAGAGCAUAUUUUGAACCAUAUUCGGUCAAUGACCUUCAACCCUCCGCCACAGAUUGUUGAAAAGGGCCCAGAGAUGGCCGCGAAGUGGAGCGCUGACAUAAAGCAGCGCUACGUGCGUUCGUUGAUGCAGAUGGAGCAUAUGGGAAACACCCUGCGAAAGCUGAAUGCUGCCGUCAAGGAUAGGCAGGACAAGGGGAAUCCUUUGGGUCCAGAGGAACAGAAACAGAUUCAAAUUCGCAAAGACCACAGCCAGAAAGUCUUCCAAGAGGCCCAGAUGUUUGUUCAAAACUUCAGGAAGACGCAGGAGAUCAGCAAAGCCAACCCCAAUGCACAAAACGCAGCUGCAGCGGCUCGUCCUGCGCAGCAGAACAAUCCCAAUGCACCUGGGGCUGCAAAUGUUGCACAGGCUGUCCCUCAAGCAAGCACCCCUCAGCCUGUGUCAGGCACACAGCAGAUUGCACAGCCAGCAGCGGCCCCAGCAGUUGUCGAGGCAGCAAAGAUGCAGCAGAUGAAUGCCGCGGGCCGUGCCUCACCAGUUGCCAACGGGGUGACGACACGACAACAACAAUCUCAACUGCCCCAGCAGCCUCAGGGCCAGCAGGCACUUGCCGCAAACUCACAACCUGCACCUCAAGCCCAGCCCGCUACGACUGCCCCGCCGCCGCAGCAGAACCAACACAUUCAACCACCUCCGGUCAACACCGCUGUUGCUUCCGUUGCUGGCACUGCUGGCCAACCACAGUCUGCAGGCACACCCACGCAAGCCGCGGCGCGCAUUCAGACACCUCAGACGGGAGCGGCUGGAGUGAGCACUCAGGCACUUAGUCACUCUGCUGCCGUUUCUCGCGCGAACCAGAGAGUCAACUCUCAACCUGUCGCGGCCACGCCCGUCCAACCUAGUGCAGGCACACCUUCAUCGGCAGGACCCAUUAGUCAAGGUGUUAUGGGCUCUGGCGCCAUUGGUAACUCUCAGCAAGGACAUCCUCAGCCUCACCCUGGUCAACCCACACAGCAGACGCAAACGCUGCAAUCAAAGCUUCCCAUACCCAAGCAACUGCCCGAAAAAGCGACCCAGGUCCCGCAGCCGGUCAACAUGGUCAACAACGCCGGUGCCGGCCGUCCCACAUACACCGGCGGCACUGGCAUCGCCGGUGGUGUCAUGGGACACCCUGCCCUCGGAAAGAUUCCAGCCUUCUCGCACGAGGCCGAGGGAGAUCGCGUUCUCAGCAAGAAGAAACUUGACGAGCUCGUCCGCCAGGUCUGUGGCGGGACAGCCGAGGGCCAGGAGGGCAAUCUCCUCAGUCCUGAGGUGGAGGAGAACGUCUUGACCUUGGCAGACAGCUUCGUGGAUAACGUCUUGCACGCCGCCUGCCGGAACGCCAAGGAACGCGGCUCCAAGGUGCUCGAGAUCCGCGACAUUCAACUUGUUCUCGAGCGCAAGUACAACAUUCGGGUUCCCGGCUACUCUUCCGACGACCUGCGCACUGUUCGCAAGGUGCAGCCGGCGCCCGCCUGGAUCACCAAGAUGAGUGCGAUCCAGGCUGCCAAGGUUACUUCGGGCAAGGGCGAGUAG
Molecule: messenger RNA, 2256 nt
Organism: Verticillium dahliae VdLs.17
Lineage: Eukaryota; Fungi; Ascomycota; Sordariomycetes; Glomerellales; Plectosphaerellaceae
Product: transcription initiation factor TFIID subunit 12
Exons: 2
Coding region: 1-2256 (751 amino acids)
Biological process (GO): RNA polymerase II preinitiation complex assembly; DNA-templated transcription initiation
Cellular component (GO): SAGA complex; SLIK (SAGA-like) complex; transcription factor TFIID complex
Molecular function (GO): TBP-class protein binding; protein heterodimerization activity; DNA binding
Source: RefSeq, a predicted model, not a curated record